Guillardia theta CCMP2712 is the source of this 282-nucleotide messenger RNA. RefSeq lists its product as hypothetical. The coding region runs from base 1 to 282 and encodes 93 amino acids. The record is from RefSeq and is a predicted model, not a curated record. Lineage: Eukaryota; Cryptophyceae; Pyrenomonadales; Geminigeraceae. The transcript has a single exon.
AUGCAGAAUCCAAAUGGACAUAACUCGCCUCGACUGAUUCGUGUAGCUUCUGAGCCCGUGUGGCAAUAUGUGGUGGACAAGGAGGAGACUGCGUCUCCGCGACCCCUGUGCUCGACCUUGCGGAGAAACUCAUCCUCGCCCUCGUUAUACGCGUCAGUCUUGGAAGCUCGAAUGAAGCUGGCAGAGCUCAAGGCAAAUGUCCCAAAGAAGGAAUGCGAGAAGAUGCAAGUUGAGGAGAAACCUGCAGUACAUGCGACUGGCGAUGGCUUCUGCCGAGAGUGA